Messenger RNA from Danio aesculapii, 789 nucleotides. It is a transcript of the gene scamp5b, whose product is annotated as secretory carrier membrane protein 5b. Bases 45 to 737 code for a protein of 230 amino acids. Gene Ontology annotation, biological process: protein transport. Lineage: Eukaryota; Metazoa; Chordata; Actinopteri; Cypriniformes; Danionidae. Gene Ontology annotation, cellular component: trans-Golgi network membrane; recycling endosome membrane. The record is from RefSeq and is a predicted model, not a curated record. The transcript is spliced from 6 exons.
AGAUUGAAAACUCUUAAGAACAGUUCGCCAUCAGCAGUCUCCCAAUGGCUGAAAACAACUUUCCUCCUCUGCCGGGCUUCAUUCCUCUCAAGCCGUGUUUCCACCAGGACUUUGAGGAGAUUCCUGAUCAGCACCGCACAUUGUGCAAGAGAUUCUACUACCUGUGGAUCUUGUACGGCGUGACCCUGCUGGUGAAUUUCUUCGGCUGUAUGGCGUGGAUGUUCGGUGGCGGUGGAGUCACGAACUUCGGCAUGUCAAUGAUCUGGGUGAUUCUCUUCACACCCUGCUCUUAUGUGUGCUGGUUCCGGCCCAUUUACAAUGCCUUCAAGACUGACAGCUCUUUCUACUUCAUGGCGUUCUUCUUUGUCUUCAUGGCACAACUUUUCAUCGCUAUAAUUCAGGCCAUUGGUAUUCCAGGAUGGGGUGUUUGCGGCUGGUUGGGAACCAUCUCCUUCUUCGGCACCUCUAUCUUUGCCUCCAUCAUCAUGUUGAUCCCCACACUCAUGUUCACCGCCGUCGCUGUCAUCUCCUUCCUCGCGCUUACGAAGGUUCAUAACUUCUACCGGGGCAGUGGCGCCAGCAUGAGUAAAGCGCAGGAGGAGUGGGUGUCUGGAGCCUGGAAAAACCCUCACGUUCAGCAGGCGGCGCAGCAGGCGGCUCUGGGUGCAGCAACUGGAGCCAUGCAGAACCCGCAGUCACCACAGUACUCCACCCCUACAUACGACAACACCAUGUAGACCUCCAUCUUCAGCGCAGUACUCCACCCCUACAUACGACAACACCAUGUAG